Molecule: messenger RNA, 1404 nt
Organism: Suillus subalutaceus
Lineage: Eukaryota; Fungi; Basidiomycota; Agaricomycetes; Boletales; Suillaceae
Exons: 5
Coding region: 1-1404 (467 amino acids)
Source: RefSeq, a predicted model, not a curated record
AUGCCUGUGUCAAUUGACAUCAUCCCGUUUUCGGAUUCUUUAGAAUUGUAUGGUGAACCAGACUUUUCAUCUGCCUUCUCUCUGGCAGGCCAUGUGUCGAUCUCGCUCAGUUCACCUUCGCUUAUGUUCCAGCGCCGGCGGAGCACAACGCGUGCUUUGAUGCAGUCGCUCACCGUCACAUUUGAGGGACAAUCCGAAAUAAUCACCCCGGACAUUGGGUAUGCCCCUCUGCGACUCUGCUCCAUCACUCGCGAGCUUGUAAAUGGUGAACCCAUCGACCUUUCCAACGAAGGGCACGAAGAUUCCAAUAAGCCCUGCUCUUGGAAUGUCAUUUUUGACAUCCUUAGUUCCUGGCUGGUUGCCGACUACGUCUACGCAUGGAGAUCGCAGUGCAGCAGCUUUUGUUCACCUUUUGGCUGUCGUACUCACACAAUCAAUGCGCCAAGAUGUCCAGUCACUCUCGCUCGUUUUGCCGAGGUUCCUUCUGCCCCCUCGUCGUCGUCCUCUACCUCUGUCUUCCCAAUGACAUUGUUCAUCGUCGAUGCGCAAUCAGGGCAAGAUGACACAGAAACAGACACAACGACUAUUCCGCCUGAAAUCCUGAAGAAGAUUCAGGUUGUCGCGUCCAUUCCCAACGCGGUGACUUUGGAUGAAACAUCCGUUCCUCUCAUCCUGCGCUUACAAGGCAAUGAACUGGACGGCUCUCAGCGAGAGCGCCUUCGAAUAACUGAUUUUCACUCUCGAUUUAUGGUCCCGCCUAGGACACAACAACCUCCUUCUUUGCCCCUUCGGAAUGCACACCCUGUGCAUACACUCUAUGAGGUUGGCCUUCUCAUGACUCCAAAUCCGUCCAAAUCUACUUCGAUUCGUUCGUUUUCCCUCUUCGAUCCCUCGAAUUCUGGGAAGUACAUUAUUUCUGGUGACGGUCGCGUCUUUGUGCAUGACCCUCCAAAGGGCAAUGUGACCACUCCUUCUCCGUCAGAGAACUGGUAUGUGCUCGCGGCAAAUGUGCCUUUGGCACCAGAGCCCCACCAAUUGGAUUGGGCUGGGCUCCGCAGCCGUCGUAUAUCUGAAAAUAGCCCUCUUUUCAGUGUGUGCCACUUGAUGCACAUUGCGCUCCGGUGUGUCUACGAACAACCCGACGGCGAGGUUCAUGUGCGGGUGGCUGUCCCACAAAUCAAUCCGUCCGCUGCUGAUCGCACCAUUGUGGGUGCAAAGGAGCUCCAAAAAAGCGUUCCAUACAGCCACAGUCUUCCCGCAUACUCUCAGCUCUUCUACUCGAAUGGAGAGCGCAAGAUCGAUUACUCAACUCCUCUUCCACUUUAUGAACCUCCACCAUCAGCUUCGUCAUCAUCUUCAUUCACACUUGAUAACAGUGACGACGAUCGAAAAUCAAUCUCGUAA